Messenger RNA from Cydia splendana, 2796 nucleotides. RefSeq names its product zonadhesin-like. The record is from RefSeq and is a predicted model, not a curated record. The transcript is spliced from 14 exons. The annotation marks the transcript as partial. NCBI's taxonomy places the organism in Eukaryota, Metazoa, Arthropoda, Insecta, Lepidoptera, Tortricidae.
UUAGCGCCCACUUGUGGACUUAACGAAGUACUGAGCUCUUGCAUCAACGGAUACUGCGGCCAUAGAAAUUGCAGCGAACUCGGAGGACCAAUAUUAUGUGUGGAUCCACCUCCCAACGGGUGUAUCAAGGGCUGCGUCUGCGCCGAUGGAUAUCUGCGAGCGGAUAACGGAACUUGUGUCCCUGAAGACCAGUGUGGUUGUCGCGGCGAUCCAAAUGCAGAGAAAGGAUGUGGUUACCACUGUGGCAAUACUUGUACCACCUACAAGGGCAAACAUCCGAUCUGUCCCCGUAUACCUUGUGAACCUGACGGCUGCGAGUGCAAAAAGGGAUUCGUGUUUGACACUAAUCUACAGCAAUGCGUCUUACCAGAGGAUUGUACACUUAUUUGCGGUCUUCACGAACAAUUCAGCUCUUGCACCAACGGAGGAUGUGGUCACAGGAACUGCAGUCAGAUUGUACAGCCAGUACUGUGUAUAGACCCGAUCCCAAGCGCUUGCAUUAAGGGGUGCAUCUGUGUUGAAGGUUAUCUGCGAGAUGACAAAGGAAAAUGCGUUCCUGAGAAAGAAUGCCCUUCAAAAUGCGGACUAAACGAAAUAUACGACGUAUGUCCCGCCCCCUGCCCGCCCAAGAAGUGCAACGUCAACGAAGCGGUCAUCAGAUGCAAGGCGCCGCCCAAGCCGGGUGACCCUGAGUGCAAACCCGGAUGCCGGUGUGCUGACAACUAUUACAGGAAUGCUACAGGAACCUGUGUGCUGAAGAAGCAUUGCGAAAAACCAUUGCCUUGCCCAGACAACGAGCAGUAUGAUCCUUGUCCUAUGAUCUGCCCUCCUCAAGAAUGUGGCGUUGACCCAGCCGUGAUUCUAUGCAUGCGAAACCCAGAAUAUGGUGAUCCUAGAUGUAAACCAAGCUGUGUGUGCAAGGACGGAGAACUACGGAACGAUGCCGGGCAAUGCGUUCCCAAAGAUAAAUGCCAAACGGAAUCUACAACAAAUUCGGGAUCCGGCACUGAUCCGAUACCAAUCCGGCACGGAUCCGGCACCAGUCCGGGACGGAUCCGGUACGAAUCCGGCAUGGAUCCGGAACUCAUCCGGCACAAAUCAGCCCCAAAAUGCGGUGAAAACGAACACUGGAAGCAAUGCUACUACAGCUGUGGCGGCAACCAGACUUGCGACGAUAUCGGCAAAAAAUGGAAUUGCCCUGCGAAACUGAAGUGCUUGAGCGGUUGCAGGUGCGAUGAGGGUUACUGGAGGGACAAGAACGGCAGGUGCAUACCGGAAAAACAAUGUCCAAAACAAUGUGGUAAAAACGAGCACUGGGACACAUGCUACCUCAACUGCGGCGUCGGGCAGAGUUGCGACGACGUCGGGAAGGACUGGACCUGCCCCGACAGGCCGCCAUGCCAUGUCGGCUGCAGGUGCGAUGUAGGACACUGGAGGAAUAAGAAAGGGAUAUGUGUUCCGGAAAAGGAAUGCCCUAUACAACGCUGCGGCAAGAACGAAUAUUGGGAGCCUUGCAUUCAGGACUGCCGGAACCAGUCAUGCAACUUGUUGGGCAAACCGCCGGGGAGCUGCCCUGGUCGGAUAGUAGGACAAUGCAACAGUGGUUGCAGGUGCUUGCCCAACCACUACAGGGAUUGGACCGGCACUUGUAUUCCAGAGAGCGAAUGUCCCAGAUGUAAACAAUGGAACGAAGACUGGGUGCACUGCAUCCAAGAUUGUUCGAAGCAAACUUGCGAAGAGCUGAUCACGGGCAAAGUGAACCAGUGCCCUAUAAAACCAGGAGGCAUAUGCCCCGGCGGUUCUGGGUGCCGAUGCGUGCAGGGUACUUACAGGAAUGCAACUAACAUUUGUGUGCCUAAGGAAGAGUGCCAACCCCCAGCAAAAAAAUGCGGUAGAAACGAGCACUAUGAGCAAUGCUACUAUAACUGCGGCGGCAACCAGACUUGCGACGACAUCGGUAAAAAAUGGAAUUGCCCCGCGAAACAGAAGUGUCUGAGCGGUUGCAGGUGCGAUAAGGGAUACUGGAGGGAUAAGUACGGCAGGUGCAUACCGGAGAAACAAUGUCCAAAAGAAUGUGGUAAAAACGAGCACUGGGAUACAUGUUACCUCAACUGCGGCGUCGGGCAGAGUUGCGACGAUGUCGGGAAGAACUGGACCUGCCCCGACAGGCCGCCAUGCCAGAUCGGCUGCAGGUGCGAUGUAGGAUACUGGAGGAAUAAGAAAGGGAUAUGUGUUCAGGAAAAAGAAUGCCCUAUACAACGCUGCGGCAAGAACGAAUAUUGGGAGCCAUGUAUUAAUGACUGCCGGAACCAGUCAUGUAACUUGUUGGGCAAACCGGCGGGGAGCUGCCCUGGUCGCAUAGUAGGACAAUGCAACAGUGGUUGCAGGUGCUUGCCCAAACACUACAGAGAUUGGACCGGCACUUGUAUUCCAGAGAGCGAAUGUCCCAGAUGUAAACAACAGAACGAAGACUGGGUGCACUGCAUCCAAGAUUGUUCGAAGCAAACUUGCGAAGAGCUGAUCACGGGCAAAGUGAACCAGUGCCCCAAGAAACCAGGAGGCAUAUGCCCCGGCGGUUCUGGGUGCCGAUGCGUGUGGGGUACAUACAGGAACGCAUCUAAUAUUUGCAUGCCGAAAGAAUUAUGUCGUAUGUACACAUUUUUUUUACUAGCUUUUAUUUAUGAUAACUUUGGUAAUGUUUUGACGUUCUACAUGUACUACAUGGUGGCAUUGCCCCACAUUGACCAAAUAAUAUGUAAGUACUCGCCGUUAGAUGAAAGAAUCUUUAAAAAAUGA